Messenger RNA from Eruca vesicaria subsp. sativa (arugula), 1270 nucleotides. Lineage: Eukaryota; Viridiplantae; Streptophyta; Magnoliopsida; Brassicales; Brassicaceae. The record is from the annotation of a GenBank genome assembly.
AGACCGAACAUCAUCAAAACAAGAAAACACAUUUGUCCAAAGAUCGCUUGUUUCUACGAUUUCCAGAUUAUUUUCUAUCAGGUCAACGUUUUUUUCAGCAUUGAGGAGAUGUCUGAUCAUCUGAGUUCAUGUACCGACCGUCUCGUUACAUCUGAUCACUUAAACACAGAGAAGGUAUCCAAUGGAGAAAGUUCUAAAGCUCAAGGCGCCACAAGCAUGUCUUCUACUAAACCUGAGGAAGUAGAAGAAGAAAGACAUGUCACUAAUGAAGAGGAACCACUUAUUCAAUCAGUUGAAUGCCGUAUUUGUCAAGAGGAAGAUUCUGUUAAAAACCUCGAGUCUCCAUGUUCUUGUAUCGGCAGCUUGAAGUAUGCUCAUAGGAAGUGUGUUCAACGUUGGUGUAAUGAGAAAGGCGACACUAUCUGUGAAAUAUGCCACAAGUCUUAUCAACCUGGCUAUACAGCUCCACCACCACCUCCUCCUGAUGAUACUAUAAUCGAUAUCCGUGAAGAUUGGGCUAAUGGUGUGCCCUUAGACUUAAACGACCCGCGCAUUUUAGCAAUGGCGGCUGCAGAACGCCACUUCUUUGAUGCGGACUAUGAUGAAUAUGCUGAUGCCAACUCUAGUGGAACUGCUUUUCUUCGCUCCGCUGCUCUUAUAUUAAUGGCACUUUUGUUGUUACGUCACGCUAUGAACCUUUCAAACAACACCUCAGACGAUGGAGAAGAUGAUCCCUCAGCUUUCUUCUUUCUUUUCAUGCUACGUGCUGCUGGUUUUCUCCUCCCUUGUUACAUUAUGGCUUGGGCAAUCAGUAUAUUACAACGCCGUAGACAAAGACAGGAAGCAGCAGCUCUGGCGGCUGCAGAAGUUGCGUUUAUGUUACACAAUGGCGGUGGAGUUCAACGCAGAGGAGGAUUGCACUUUGGUGUAGCACCUGAGCUGAUACCGAGUCCACAACACCAACCUGAAGCUUCACCGUAAUGAUUAUAUUCUUGAUCACUAGUAAAAGAAACUAAAGAACAUCAUCCAGGGCUUUGGUUUCUCUGUCUGUAGUAGCUGGUUGUUGUUUAUUCGGUUCUUGUUCUGAGCAAAACACGAAACUGAGAUUAAAAUACAAUACGGGAAGUUUCUGUGUCUAUGUUCUUGCAGACCAGAAAAUAAAGAUUGUUCACCAAUCAAUUUAAUAAAUUAUGUAUAUGCUUUUAAUUUUCUUUUGGUAGUUCUUGAUAUCAUUAUGUAGGUUUUGGUAUAACGAAUAAAUCAUUCUCUU